AUGUGUGAUAGAAAAGUGUCUGAUGUGGUGAAAGGAAAAAUGUACAAGACCAUAGUAAGACCAGCAAUGAUCUAUGGCAUGGAGGCGGUGGCUGUGACGAAAGCACAGGAGAAGAAAAUACAGAUAGCCGAAAUGAAGAUGCUGAGGUGGUCACUGGGGUUCACAAAGUUGGAUAAAGUAAGAAAUGAGGACAUAAGAGAAAGAGUGAAAGUUGCAGUAAUAUCGGAGAAGUUGAGAGAAAGCAGAUUGAGGUGGCUGGGACACGUAGUGAGAAGAAAUGAAGAUUAUGUAGGAAAGAGGCUUCAGCACACUCAACAGAGGAAUACAUUCAGGUCAUCCCACAGGCCGUAG
This is a messenger RNA of Penaeus chinensis, 351 nucleotides long. RefSeq lists its product as uncharacterized. The transcript has 2 exons. NCBI's taxonomy places the organism in Eukaryota, Metazoa, Arthropoda, Malacostraca, Decapoda, Penaeidae. The coding region runs from base 1 to 351 and encodes 116 amino acids. The record is from RefSeq and is a predicted model, not a curated record.